Molecule: messenger RNA, 6075 nt
Organism: Polistes canadensis
Lineage: Eukaryota; Metazoa; Arthropoda; Insecta; Hymenoptera; Vespidae
Gene: Gp210
Product: nuclear pore membrane glycoprotein 210
Exons: 15
Coding region: 31-5781 (1916 amino acids)
Cellular component (GO): nuclear pore
Source: RefSeq, a predicted model, not a curated record
UGCCGGGAAGUUUAGCUAAACUUCGAUCACAUGGAGGGAAAAAGAAACCGGGGGUUAAUUCCAACGACAAAUAUGUUUUAUAAUGUAUUAUUCUGCUAUAUUUUUUUACUGUACGGAACGAAAAAUGUUACGACACAUAGGUUGAAUGUGCCGAGAGUUUUGUUACCUGUAUUUAAUGAUUUUGCGGUUAAUUUUACCCUCGAAGUAACCGAUGGCGGCUGUUAUCAAUGGUCAACUUCUCGUUUGGAUAUUAUUCAACUAAUUCCGAUAAACGAAAACUUUGACAAAAGUUGUUCAUCAAGUAUUAUGAUCCAAACUAUAACCAGAGAAUCGACAAGGAAUACAGCUAUUGUUUUGGCAGAAGAUGUUAACACGGGACAAUUGUUACGCUGUGAUGUUAUAAUAGAUGCAAUAUUUUCUUUAAAUCUUGUUACUACAACACGAGAGUUAUACAUCGAAGAAGCACCAGAAGCUUUUGAAGUACGAGCCUAUGACGAGCAAGGAAAUGAAUUUACAACUUUGGCCGGAAUAGAAUUUUUAUGGAGCAUUGGUCAUCUCGAUAAACGCACUCAAUCUGAUAACAAAAUUCUUGGUGAUGUUCUACGUUUCUUAACAUAUCAAGAAUCGCAAUACGAAACACCUUCAACAGUGGCAGAAUUAGAUGCAGCUGGUAAACAGGGACACAUUGUACUUUUAGAAGGAAUUCGUACCGGUACAGCUAAGGUUUCUGUAAAAUUACCUUAUCUAGAAUACAGACAUGUCCUGCCAAUAGAAGUCGAAUUAAUUGUUAUAGCUAAUCUAAUUAUUAUACCUUCCGAAGUGACUAUGAUGCAAUUUGAUAAUUUCAAAUAUAAAAUAAUGCAGAUUCAUCAAGGUCGUUUAGAAACAAUCAAUCUUCCUUCUAGUCAAUAUUACUUAGAAGCUGAAAAUCCAGAUAUGUUAGAUAUUGAUAAUGACAUAAGUAAUGCAUAUGCACUUUCUAUGGGCAGAACUAAAGUAUUUUUACAUGAUAAAAAUGUUAGAGAUGAAUAUCCAGUUAUUUUACCAUCGGCUGUGGUCAAUGUAAAUAGCGUAGCGUAUAUUUCUCUGGCAGUUUUACCUAACAGAAAUUGGGGUUUGAUCUUAGGACAAACGCAUGAGAUCGUUGUUGAAUUAUAUGACAAUAAAGAUCACAAGUUUCAUAUCGGCGAGGGUGUAAAAGUAUCUAUUAAAGUGGAUAACAAUUAUUUUGAUACCAAAUUUGUAUCACAAAAUGGAACUUAUCUUGUUGGUGUUCCUAUCACUUGUGGAACUAUGUUAGUAAAAGCUACUUUAUAUGGAAUAAUGGAUAAAAAUGGAAAAGAAAUUCUUUUAACUUCGCCACUUUCUGCAGAAGUCGAACUUGUGAUACACACGCUUGUAACCGUUCGUCCUCGUGUAUUAGCCGUUCUGUGGGAUUCUAGAAGUAAAUCACGAUAUGACAUAGUUUUAAAAGCAAGUGGUGGUGAUGGUUCAUAUGCAUGGACAAGUAGAAAUUCAUCCGUAGUAACAGUUUCUCAAAACGGAGGCAUAAGAAUUUUGGCUCCAGGUUCUUCAGAAAUAAUAGUUGCAAUGUCAAGAAAUCAGUAUAAUAAAGAUACAGCAAAGAUACAUGUAUUAUUACCGUCAAAAUUGAAAAUUAUAGAAUACAGUAUCGAAGCAGCUGUUGGUGAGCCUAUACACUUGCAUAUUGCAUUAUAUGGAAAAUUAACCAAUGGAUCGGAUAGCAAAGAAAUUCCAUUUAAUGAUUGUAAAGAUAUCAAUUUUGAAAUGAUUAUUCCCGAUGGUAAUUUUGUACAGAAUUCUAGCAAAGAUGUACAACCUAUUGGAGUAUCGUGCACUGUAAUUACAAUAAUAAGUUCAAGUAUUGGUAUAUCUCAAGUUACAAUAGCAUACAAUGCUAGUGGAAAAUACUUAAUGGACAACAUAACUGUAUCGGCGUAUGAGCCAUUAACAGUUGUACAUCCUAAAAAUAAAGAAACGUUACUUGCGGUUGGGUCUUCCAGAAAAAUAGUGUUCAAGGGUGGUCCUCAUCCGUGGUCUGGUAAAUCGCAAAGUUAUUCGCGCAGAAUGAUAAGUUCUAAUGAAAAUAUUGCUGAAGUAACAGAACAUAUGCAUUCGUUAAGUAUAUCCUACGAUAUAUCUGUGUUUGAAGUACUUUGCAAAGCAUUGGGAGAAGUAACAUUAACAUAUACUGUGUCAAACGUUCCUCUCUUACCAAAUUGUAAGACUACUUAUGCGAAGCAAACGACACAAGUUACUUGUGGAAAACCAAGAUACAUUUAUCUUCAACCGGAAGUGAAAGACAGUAAUAGUUGUCCGCUUAAAAAAAAUCCUGACAAAAUAUUAGCUCACAGCGAUAAGAGUCAAAAAUUUACUAUAAUAGUUAAAGACGAGGAUGGCAGGCAAUUUGAUAACAUUACUAGUUUAAACAUCGAAUGGAAUAUAAAACCUCCCGCAGCUGGUCAUAUGGAAAUUUCAACCGCUUCCAUAGAAGAAACUUUUACGGAUAUGCAAGUAGUUCUGCCAAAGAGACAUUAUCAAAAUGUUGUAUUUACUAAACGUUUUGGAAAGUUUACCAUAUGUGCUAUAAUAAUUGGAUAUCAAAAGCAUAUACUUGGAAAAUUACGAAUAACGCCUGAAUGGCCUGCGUUUCCUGUGCAAAAUGAUAAAGGCAAUAUCGAAACGCCUAUAAUAGAGAAUUGCAUAGAAAUAACUUUAGUAAACGAUACCAUUCUUAAUCCAAACAGAUUGAUCAUUUUAAAUGAUCCUAAUGGAAAAUAUUACUUGGAAGUUACUCAGGGUUCUGGAUAUUACGAAUUUAUUUUAAGUUCCAAUGAUGUGGCUGAUGUUCGUUACAUGGAACCAACAAAAGUAAUUAGCGUUAAGCCAAAAAAAGCAGGAAUAGUUCAUAUAUCAUUAAGAGAUCUUUGUUUACCUUCAAAAGAAGCAGAAGCUAUUAUCGAAGUACAACAAUUAGCUAUAAUAGAGACAGACGUUAUCAAUAAAAUUGAGAAAGGAAAAUGCGUAAUAGCUGCACUUAAAUUAUUGGAUACUAAUGGAAAUAUAAUUAAAUUGCCAUCCUUGGACAUAUUGAAUUUUAAACCUAAAUUUGAAAACAAAUAUAUCGAGAUCAAACAACUAUCUCUAAACGAACAUGGUAAUCCACCAUAUGAUCAAGUGCUAUAUAAGGUUUAUGGUGUCGACGAAGGUGAAACGCAAUUAAUUUUUAUCAGUGAAGCAAAUGAACUAGUAAUUCAAAGUGAACCAGUCUCCAUUCAAGUUUUUCUUCCUUUAAAAAUACAUCCAAAAAAUCUAACAAUAUUAAUUGGAACAAUCUAUCAAAUUCAAGCAAUUGGUGGUCCAACCAACGCUGAAAUCGAAUUUUCAACAAAGAAUAACGAAAUUUUAAGUAUUGAUCAUAACGGAGUUUUUGAAGGUAAAUCAAAUGGACAAACUAAAAUUAUAGCAAGAGCGAUUGGUCUUAAUGCUAAAGGAAAUAAAAUAGUUUAUUCCGAAGACUAUACUACCAUUCAUGUAUUGUACCUUGAAGGAGUUAAAAUUGUAACACCUAUAACUCGCGUGAAAAUAGGAGGUACUUUUCCGCUUUGGGCAUUUGGUAUCCCAGAAUAUUUAACACCACUUAUAAUAGGAUCUAUGCAGUUGCCAUUAUCUUUUUCGUGGUCUUCUAGUGAUUCUAACUUUUUGAGUUUACAUAAUAUGUACGAAGGUACAGGAAUAAAUAUUCGCUAUCAAAAUGAAGUAUCAAUAAGAGCAAGAGCUCUGGAAGCUGGUUCAGUAACUGUUUAUUUAAAUGUCACGGUACCAUCUAGCAAAUUAAGUGGUCUUAGAAACGAAGUGACGUAUACUACAUCUGUGAAAAUCGAAAUUUUUGAAGAAUUACGUUUAAUUUAUCCUCCUUUACCAAGUGGUUCAUCAGUAAUAUUAAUGGCUCCAAAUUCUAUGUUAAAACUACAAACUAAUUGGGAUAAGCAUGGAUCUAUUACAUACCAAAUUAUAUCAAGUACACAGCAAAAUAAUUCUAAGGAUCCUAACGCUUUAAAUUUACUAUCCAAAAGUGUAACUAUUCAUAAUGGAGUUAUCAAGUCAGGUGAUCAAUUUGGAAGAACUAUUAUUUCUAUCACAAAUGUAGAAAUGUAUAAUGUCAAACAAGUAUUAACCAUUGUCGUUGAUGUUAAACCAAUUCAUUACAUGAUGCUUUCUCUGCAUUCAAAAUUACGUAUAAGAAGUGGAGAAGAAUUAAAUAUGUUACCUAAAGGAAUGGAAUUGGAUUAUAUUGUGGAAUAUUACGAUAAUGUUGGUAUAAAAUUUCAUGCUGCUGAAACAAAUAUAAAGACAACUUUAAAUCGCGUUGAUUUAGCAACAUUUAUAAUUAAUCCUGGAAAUUUGAUAACUACUAAAUUUAUUGAAAAUGGAGAAUUAGUUGUUAAAGUUUUUAAUGAUAAAUAUCAUCAAGGAAUGUUUGACUAUGUAUACAUGAGACUCGGUGAUAUAGUUUUUCCAACAAAGGCUACUUUGACUAUAGGCGAUAUCGUUUGUUUCUCUAUGCCACUUCUUUCAUCUGACGGUGAUCCAGGUUACUGGCAGUCCACUGCACCUGAAAUAUUGCUUAUUGAUCCGAUAACUGGAAUAGCUAGAGCACGAAACGUAGGACAUGCUGUUAUAAAGCAUAGUCUUGCCACUCAUAUGCAGGGCGAGAUAGAAGUAACUGUUCAAGCGAUAUCUAAGGUAUCUAUAGUACCGAUACGAGGUAGAAAUAUAACUGGCUUUGAAACGUUUAGCGUACCACUUGUACUUAAAAGUAAAGAUGAACAGAUUAAAGAAAAUAACGUGUUGUCAAGAGGUUUAGGAGGAUGUAGAACUUCUCCUUCGUUCACACUUACUACUUUUCCAUACACAUGCAAUAUACAACUCAUACCUAGUAGCUCGAUAGGUGUAAAAGAUAUGUUCCUCGUGAAACCUCGAUUUAGCAUUGCGACUGGUUUCUAUUACUGUGAUAUAAUACCAAUGGAUUCACCAAGUGUACCUCUCAGUACAUUAGAAACUCGUAUCCAAAUUAGUGCACGAUGUCGUGAUUUCGAAGCUACUCCUUUAGAACUUGCAUAUCUUCCACCUAUAUACAUUAGUACAAAAGAAAUAUUAUUUGUCAAUCCACAAUCUCAAACAGUACCCUUUGCCACGGUAGAAAUCUUUGGAUUGCAAUCAGUAUUGGAACACGUUACUAUCGAAGUACCCGAUGGAAUAACCAUAAGCGGUCGAUCGGUAUUCAAAUCUUGGACUCAAAUUCGUCUUCGUUUGAUGAAUAAUCAAGAUGAUAUUCAAGGACAAAAAGUAAUAGUAUCGAAUGAACUCACGAAACAAAAUAUUUCUCUUUUCAUUCGCAUUUCGAAGUACGAUCAUUUCAUGCCCUUCUCUGGUAUUCAAUGGGUUGAUUAUAUAUAUUUUCAUCGAUACACAUUUGGAACAUUCGCUGUCAUAGUGAUAACUUGUUUCUACAUAUGGAAAAAUAGAGUGACAAAUGUUGACUUAACGAUCAAGAAUAGAUCUGUAUUUGUCGAUAAAUGCCCACCGACAGUUAGAAAAACCAGCACGCCAUAUUCUCCUACUAUGAACACAUCAAACAUGUCUAGUCCUCAUAGUCCAACUUCACCAUUAAGACCAUUUUCAGCAUUUGAACCGGUAUAUGGCGAUCCUCGUGGUCUAUUCACGCCAUUGGCUAGACGAAACAGAACUUUAAAUUGAAUUGUUAAUAAAAGGUAUAUAGUGGGUUAGUCAAUAAACGAACAUAAUCUGUUCAGAGACGAUGUUCAUUACCCACAUUGUUCAUUAACUGAUUAUCAGAAGAAAAAAAAUUAAAUAAGUCUACAAAUGUUAGAAACAGCAUCGCUUCUUGUGUUUGUUCUGUAAGGUGGGGGUGUUAUCUGAACGUAAAAAUCUUUUGUGAAAGUGUUCAUAGUCUGCAUUGUUCAUUAAUCGAUCUUUCACUGUAUGUGUUAAAACCUACUAUUACUGCUGCUAUUAUUAUUAUUAUUAUUA